UAAAAUGCUCGCCAUUUGAGAGACCUUCCGUGAAAAUUUGGCACACAACAACGUUAGAGCAUUCCCAAGGCACCGAGAAACAGGUAAAAAUUGCGUCGCACCGCACUGUAGUCCAGCAAGUGCCCCGAAAAAUUGUCGUUCCUUGUUGGAGUGUUGGACACUGAAAGAAAUUUGAAAGAGAAAAAAAAGUUAUUGGACUUGAUAAAAGAUUCAAACAUAUGUGAAAGUGAGAAAAAGUCGUGGUUCACGCGCGAGCUGGCAUCCCGAACUUGCGGUAACGCCUAAAAAAACGGGAAAAAAGCGAUCCGAGGACGGAAAAGAAGGAAAAAAAAAGUUCCAUUCAUCUUCUUUUCGCUGUUCUGUGUGCAUAAGUAUAACAAUGGCUACGACUUAUUAGCUCGUCGUUCGCUUUCUGUGUAUUCGUUGUAUGUGCUCACAUAUGCUGCUACAACAACAACAACAACAGUGUAAGUGCAGGGAUACAAAUAAUAAUAAUAAUAAAAUAGAAGCAACAAGAGGUCAGUGUAACUUAUUGUAAAAAAAAAAGUAAUAAGAAGAGUAACAUUACACACACACGUUCGAAGAACGACGACGACGACGCAACGUACGACAUACAAAAAUUAUAAUAAUCAUAUAAGAGGAGUAAAGAAUACAAAAAAAAAAAAUAAUAAGAAGAAGAAAAGAUUGUCCGAAACACUUUGCGUGCGUUGUAGACCAUUUUUUCUUCUCCGUUUUUUGUAAAGUCAGCUGGUAGCACGCAAAAUUCCUGUAAAUUUUUUUUCCGUCUCCGUGGAUAAUGAGCAGUAAAUAACUCUUAAACGGGAGAAAGUAGCAAGCAGGACAAUCGUUCGUGGUGCGAUAAGGAAUGGUUAAGACGGUAAUGCAAAACGCAGACCAAAUACCAGCAACAACGCAGCAAAAACAACAAUCAGCGACCCCGCAAAAGCAUCAAUCUCUCUUCGGACUGUUCCUGGGCAACAACAGCAGCACUGGCGAUCUGUUGUCGCACACGCAUCAACAUCACCAUCAUCAUCAUUCCGGUGUCCACGAACAUCAUUCAUUAGGUGCCAUUCCCUACUCGAUGUCAAAGUCGUCUCAGUCGUCAUCCGGCAGCAAUUCCAUCGUAUCUUCCCUCACAAACAAUCGUCUCUACUCCGUCGAGAGUAUCGUCAAGCUAACGUCGUCGCCCCAAACCUCAGGCGGCUCUUCGCUCAGCAACAACACUUCCAAAUCCAGUUCUACGACAAAUCUCUGUGCCGUCGCCACCGCUCCAAAAAUCCCGCAUUCCUCAACCGCGAACGUUUCUUCCUUCGCCCAGGCCAUUCUCAAUUCCGCCGCGACGCCCAACAACGGCAACGGCACAAAUUGCCUGAAUAACAAUCCCCAGACAAAUCACUUGCCAUCGCAGCAGCAGCAUCAUCAUCAAAUCACAAGUAGUCAUGUUAGUAUUAUAACGUCGGCAGAACAAAAGAAACAUUUGGCGAAGAUGAGUUCCGUGGCGACAGCUACGACAACGACGACAACUGCGGCAACGCACGACAACGUUAUUCAGCAGAGCAAUGGCACGGAAGCGGCAGAGAGUGCGACAAAGACGCCCGUUAAGCCGAAACCGAUGGUAGCGACACCGCAACAAGUUAUGGCGCUUUAUAUGAACAAGUUGACGCCCUAUGAGCAUCACGAGAUUUAUAAAUAUUCCGAAAUUUACUUUAUUGGUGCUAAUGCGAAGAAGCGACCCGGGAUCAUUGGUCCCAAUAAUUCGGAUUACGAUAAUGAGCAAGGGUCGUAUAUUCAGAUUCCACACGAUCACAUUGGAUAUCGCUAUGAGGUGCUUAAAAUUAUUGGAAAAGGAAGCUUUGGACAAGUUGUUAAAGCUUACGAUCACAAGACACACGAGCACGUAGCCUUAAAAAUGGUUCGUAACGAAAAGCGAUUUUUCCGACAGGCACAAGAAGAAAUUCGCAUCCUACUGCAUUUACGUAAACAAGAUCGUGAUAAUACCUUUAACGUAAUCCACAUUUAUGAUUACUUCAUCUUCCGUAAUCAUAUGUGCAUAACAUUCGAACUGCUGUAUAUCAAUUUGUACGAACUGAUUAAGAAAAACAAGUUUUUAGGAUUUAAUUUACAAUUAGUUAGAAAAUUUGCACAUUCGCUGUUGCAAUGCUUGGAUGCGUUGCACAAAAAUUCAAUCAUUCAUUGUGAUAUGAAGCCAGAGAAUAUACUGCUCAAGCAACAGGGACGAUCUGGAAUUAAAGUUAUUGACUUCGGUUCUUCCUGUUACGAAAGUCAACGCGUUUACACUUACAUCCAAUCGCGUUUUUAUCGUGCGCCCGAAGUAAUUCUCGGCGGCAAGUACAGCAUGGCGAUCGACAUGUGGUCUCUCGGAUGCAUCCUGGCCGAACUUUAUACCGGUUACGCCUUGUUACCCGGCGAAGAUGAGGCAGAUCAGCUAGCUUGCAUGAUCGAGUUACUCGGGAUGCCGCCGCAAGCUGUUCUGGAUUCGUCGAAACGCGCGAAGAAUUUUAUCACGGCAAAGGGAUAUCCGCGAUAUUGCAGCGUGAAUAUCAAUCAAGAGGGAAAAGUUGAGUUUUAUGGCGGUUUUUCGAGACGUGGAAAGCCAAGAGGACCUCCAGGAUCUCGUGAUUUGAAACGCGCAUUGAAAGGAUGUGACGACCAAUUGUUUUUACAUUUCCUAAAAUGUUGUCUGGAAUGGGAUCAGCAUCAGAGAAUUACGCCCGCAGAAGCGCUCAAACAUUCCUGGUUCCGACGACGAUUACCUAAACCACCGAAUGGUAGCGGAAGUUCGAGUCUACCAUCAACAUCGGGUAACAACGGCUCCUCAACGAGUUCCUCCGCAACAAAGGCGAAUGGCGGCGGCGAUUCGCAAAACAACACCGACAGCAUCGUCCUCGCUGUACCCGGCAAUUCGAGCAGCAACACGACAAGCAACAGCAAUACGAGCAAUCAAAGUAAUCCAGUCACGACAGCGAACGUUGCCACGCUCCAACGCACCGAACUCCUCAAUGGGCCGAACAGCAAGAUGGCAACGCUGCCAAAUAAGUUGCGCGUUCAAAUUUCGGCGACGUCAAACGAUGACAUGGUCGCCGGCAACACCUACAGCACAUUUACACGCACACUCCAAUCAUCCUCGUCACUUACCAGCCUACCGCAAUCAUCCGCUACCGGAACAUUUCGUCCCAUCCUCAGCAGUCAUCAUUCGGCAAUCGAGACAAGUAGUGCCGCACUGAAUGCCGCCACGGGAAGCAAUCCCACAAAUGGGCUUAGUUUGUUACAAUCGACGGGCACCACGAAAUUACCGAUAAUUGGCGGGCAACGGAACACAAUCACAUAACAACACGACAACCUGUUGUAAGUUCUUCGUAGGUCGUAAGUAAAAAAAAAGUGUAUGUUAGGGAAAUCUUCUCAUUAAUUUUUUUAAAAGUUAAAAUUUUCUCUCUUUUUUUCCGACUGACAUUGUAUUUUGUCAGACAAGUUGUUUUAAUUUUUUUUUUCGAAAUCUGUUUUGACGUCGUACGAUGCUUACCAAGCUUUUGUAAAGUGAACACAUUAAAUAUAAAC
Messenger RNA from Culicoides brevitarsis, 3576 nucleotides. It is a transcript of the gene Dyrk3, whose product is annotated as dual specificity tyrosine-phosphorylation-regulated kinase 2. Gene Ontology annotation, biological process: peptidyl-serine phosphorylation; peptidyl-threonine phosphorylation. Lineage: Eukaryota; Metazoa; Arthropoda; Insecta; Diptera; Ceratopogonidae. Gene Ontology annotation, cellular component: cytoplasm; cytoskeleton; nucleus. The record is from RefSeq and is a predicted model, not a curated record. The transcript is spliced from 6 exons. Gene Ontology annotation, molecular function: ATP binding; protein serine/threonine/tyrosine kinase activity; protein serine/threonine kinase activity. Bases 866 to 3349 code for a protein of 827 amino acids.